UCUCCUUCUCUCCACCCCUUCUGCACCAACUCCCCUUCCGCUCCACCACCCCUUAUCCACCUCCCUCUCCUGACAUGAAAGUGAAUCCUUGCGACACGUUGUAAAAUCUGCAGCCCUGAGGGGAUGAGGUCUGUAUGGGUAAAAUGAAAGGACUCCACAGUAAACGUGCAGUACAGAACAGUACAUAAAUUGUUAAAGAUGGCGGAAAGCCUGGACAUGGAGCAGCUGAUGAACUCCUUUAAGAAGUUUGCAAUCCAUGGCGACACUAAGGCUACAGGGAAAGAGAUGAACGGGAAGAACUGGGCGAAACUCUGUAAGGACUGCAAGAUCAUCGAUGGGAAGAAUGUCACAGGCACCGACGUGGACAUCGUCUUUACCAAAGUCAAAGCAAAGACAUCCCGGGUCAUCACCUACGAAGAGUUCCAGAAAGCCUUGGAGGAGCUGGCCCCUAAGAGGUUCAAAGGUCAGAGCAAAGAGGAGGCCCUGCAGUCGGUUCACAAGCUGAUCGAGGGCAAGGAGCCCACCAAUGUAGGAGUCACGAAGGUGGCCAAGACCGCCGCAGUGGACAGGCUCACGGACACAUCCAAGUACACGGGCUCCCACAAGGAGCGUUUCGAUGAGAGCGGGAGAGGGAAAGGCAAGGGCGGCCGGGAGGAGCUGGUGGAGAACACGGGCUACGUCGGCUCCUACAAGAACGCCGGGACGUACGAGGAGAAGACCAAGGCCAAGUAGAUCAGAGGAGGCUGGUGAGGGGUGGAGGGGCUCACAACAAUGUCCGGAAUGGACCUGAAGCCAGGUGUUCCAUUCCUGCUUUUAGUAUGUGCACUUCUUCAGCUUUGAAAUGACACCAGCCACCGUUGAAGUCGACCGCCAGGGUUAGGGCCAGGCCUUCUGGAGGCUUGCCCACAGCUGGAGCUUUCUAUUCCCCCAUUGUCCCGUGUCAGAUGGCGUCCGGAGCGGAUCCGGUGAAAUGAACGUGACGCAAGACGGUCAUCUCCCCACCACUCUGAGCUUGGCUCUGAAGCGAAACAGUCUGGACCAAAUUCCUCCCUAAACUCAGAACCUUGACUCUUAACCUGAGGCUGACCCAUAUGUUUACCCCUGCAUUUAACCAUUAGAGAGGCUGUGAUGACCUCAACUGAGAUAGGACAGCAUUCACAGAUUACCUGAUAAACUGUACAUUGACCUGAACGCCCGACCACACCUAUUACCCAGAGUCAUACAUUUAUCCCCAGGUUUUAGUCAAAUACCUGGAUUACAGUUAUUCUUGUCUAAAAGUAGACAUAUGGAGAAAAUUAUAAUUAAACUAGAUAUAUGAAUAUAUACUCAACUUACAGUAUUUCAAGUAACUUUGUACACUUAAAAUGAUUGUCCAUCCGUGACCGAAAGUGAUGGUGUGCAAGUGAUGUUCUGGUCAAUGCGUUUGUUGCGUUGUGAUGCAUUAUCGAUGACUCCUCCGCAUUCUGUAGCUGUGAUGUUAUCUCUCCAAUAACAUUACAUUGGGGAAAUCGGAGGGAAACAAUGAACUGUAACUGGAUGUCUAGAAUUGUCCCAAAUUCUAAAAUUUGGCGCCAUGUUCUUGACCUUGUUGAGCCGCACUGGGAGAUUCUGAUGCAAGCGUUGGUCUGGUGUGAAAACAUCAAGCCGACAGUCAAAAUCCAUUGCAUGAUUCGAGACAAGAAAACACAAACUGGGCGCUAAGUUUCCGUGUCUUCUCAGUUUUGAAUGGUUUCCUUUUUCUACAUUACAGUAGUUUAGUUUAGCUUUUUAGGCCUACCGCUUUAGGAUUAAAGUUUUACAACUAUUGUUAUAUUUUGACACUAUAUCGGUUCGUAUUUUGUUAUUCAACAUUGAUCUUUGUGUAUUUUCUGUUUUUGUUUCUUUCAUUGUGUUUGUUUUAUUGACAGUGCAGAAACUGGAAAAUGGCUGCACUGGAGCUGAUUUUAAUGUAUAAAAGUUUUAAUAAAUAGUAUCUCUUUA
Messenger RNA from Esox lucius (northern pike), 1980 nucleotides. It is a transcript of the gene tppp3, whose product is annotated as tubulin polymerization-promoting protein family member 3. The coding region runs from base 199 to 732 and encodes 177 amino acids. The transcript is spliced from 4 exons. Gene Ontology annotation, cellular component: microtubule. NCBI's taxonomy places the organism in Eukaryota, Metazoa, Chordata, Actinopteri, Esociformes, Esocidae. Gene Ontology annotation, biological process: microtubule polymerization; positive regulation of protein polymerization; microtubule bundle formation. Gene Ontology annotation, molecular function: tubulin binding. The record is from RefSeq and is a predicted model, not a curated record.